This is a messenger RNA of Anguilla anguilla (European eel), 3308 nucleotides long. Its product is annotated as NACHT, LRR and PYD domains-containing protein 3-like. The record is from RefSeq and is a predicted model, not a curated record. Gene Ontology annotation, molecular function: protein binding. The transcript is spliced from 12 exons. Lineage: Eukaryota; Metazoa; Chordata; Actinopteri; Anguilliformes; Anguillidae. The annotation marks the transcript as partial.
AGGGCAUACGCGAUUUUAAAGGCGGAGGGGAACGAAGAGGGACUAAAAGAAUGAAUAAAACUGAAUAAAAGAACGGAGCCAGCUAAUUUGGGUUAAACCCCACUUGCGGUCUAAACUGGUCUGAAGUGUUCCAGUCUCCUGAGGUAGGGGGCACUGUUUCUAAAAUGAGUCUCUCAGGGGAGCCAGAGGCCAAAAGAAGAAAACUCAGCACUGAGAGAAACCGGGUCCAGGCAGAAAGAGCAGGGUCACCUGUACCCAGCUGUCUGUCUAUGAAGAGUGAUCAUUCAAUUGAACUUCCAGUCAACUUUAGAGAACAGUUUACAGGUGAUCAAAGGGUCCAGGUAGAAAGAGAAGCGUCACCUGUACCAAGCUGUCUGUCUAUGAAGAGUGAUCAUUCAAUUGACCGUCCAACCAACUUUAGAGGGCAGUUUGCAGGUGAUCAAAGGGUCCAGGCAGAAAGAUCAGGGUCACCUGUACCAAGCUGUCUGUCUAUGAAGAGUGAUCAUUCAAUUGAACGUCCAACCAACUUUAGAGGGCAGUUUGCAGGUGAUCAAAGGGUCCAGGUAGAAAGAGCAGGGUCACCUGUACCCAGCUGUCUGUCUAUGAAGAGUGAUUGUUCAAUGGAUCCUCCAAUCGUGUUCAGCAGACAGUUCACAGGUGAUCAAAGGGUCCAGGUAGAAAGAGCAGGGUCACCUGUACCCAGCUGUCUGUCUAUGAAGAGUGAUUGUUCAAUGGAUCCUCCAAUCGUGUUCAGCAGACAGUUCACAGGGGAUCAAAGGGUACAGCAGUCACUGGAGUCCAGGUGUUUAGAACAGACAAGUUCACCAAAACAGUCUCUCCUGCGCACUCUGAUGAAGCUGAAGAAGGAUGAGAAGUUGAAACUGUUUCAGAGCCAUCUGAGUCAGGAUUGCCAAGAAUGCUUUCAGAGUCUGUCUGAAGUUCCUUCCGUGCUGGAUAAGUUCAUGAAGAUGAAGGAAUUGUUCAAGAGUCAUCAAAUUGCUGAUUACCCAGAAUGCACUGAGAGAGAGCCGGAGGAUCCUGAGGCCCUGUACAUAGCUGAGAAGAUGCUGGAGACCUGUGGCAGUGAGGGGUCUCUGAAGAUCACACUCCACAUCCUGAGGAACAUGAAGCAGAAGGAUCUUGCCGACUCACUGGAGAGAGAUGAGCAAUACAAUGAAUCCAUAAAAACAGCCCAGAAGGCAUUGAAAACUCAUCUGAAGAGGAAGUUUGAAUGCAUAUUUGAAGGUUUAACAAAGCAGGGCCACCCAGCCCUCCUCAAUGAGAUCUAUACAGAGCUCUACAUCACAGAGGGGGGAAGUGAGGGGGUCAAUAAUGAACACGAGAUCAGACAGAUUGAGACAGCAUCCAAGAGACAAACCACACAGGAGACUACAAUCCUCUGCAAUGACAUCUUUAAGCCUUUACCUGGACAAAAGAAACCCAUCAGAACUGUGCUUACAAAGGGCAUCGCUGGCAUUGGGAAAACAGUCUCUGUGCAGAAGUUCAUUCUGGACUGGGCAGAAGGAAAAGCCAAUCAGGACGUUGAUUUCAUCUUCACUCUUCCUUUCCGAGAUCUGAAUUUGAAGAAGGAUAAAGCGUUCAGUCUGAUGCAACUUCUGCAGCACUACUUUCCACAACUGAAAGAGAUCAGAAGUAUUGAUGGUGACAAAGUCAAAGUUGUGUUUAUCUUUGAUGGUCUGGAUGAGUGUAGACUUCCUCUAGAUUUCCAAAGCAAUAAGAUCUGCUGUGAUAUAACAGAGUCAUCAUCAGUGGAUGUGCUGCUGACCAACCUCAUUAAGGGGAAUCUGCUUCCCUCUGCUGUCCUCUGGAUCACCUCCCGACCAAAGGCAGCCAAUCAGAUUCCUGCUGAGUGUGUCCACCAGGUGACAGAGGUACGAGGGUUCAAUAACCCACAGAAGGAGGAGUACCUCAAGAAGAGAAUCAGAGACCAGAACCAGGCCAGCAGAAUUAUCUCACACAUAAAGUCAUCCAGGAGUCUCUACAUCAUGUGUGACAUACCAGUCUUCUGCUGGAUUUCUGCUACUGUUCUGGACACAAUGUUGGGUAAAGUAGAGAGUGGAGAUCUGCCAAAAACUCUGACUGAAAUGUACACUCAUUUCGUGCUCAUUCAGACUAAUGUGAAGAAUGAGAAGUAUCAUGGCACUGAUGAGACAGACCCAAAGAAGAUGUCAGCAUCAGAUACAGAAAUCAUCCUGAAACUGGGGCAGUUGGCUUUUCUACAGCUGGAAAAGGGCAAUCUGAUAUUCUAUGAGGAGGACCUGAGAAAGAGUGGCAUUGAUGUCAAUGAAGCUUCAGUGUACUCUGGGGUGUGCACAGAGAUCUUUAAAGAGGAGUGUGGGUUGUACCAGCAGACGGUCUACUGCUUUGUGCAUCUGAGCAUUCAGGAGUAUCUGGCUGCCUUGUUUGUGUUUCACUCAUGUGUCAAUGAGAAAAGAAAUGUACUCAGAGGAGAACCUCACAGUGACAGAGUGCAGCUAUCUGAGUUACACAGGAGUGCAGUGAAUCAGGCCUUAAAGAGUAAGAAUGGACACCUGGACCUUUUCCUCAGAUUCCUUCUUGGCCUCUCUCUGGAGUCCAUUCAGACUCUCUUAGGAGGACUACUGAUGCAGACAGUAUGCAGAUCACCUGUACCAGUCCCACAGAUGGAAAGCAGAUCACAGAGCAUUGAGAAAACCGUCCAGUACAUUAAGGAGUGGAUCAGAGAGGAAUCUUCAGCAGAGAGGACCAUCAAUCUGUUCCACUGUCUCAAUGAACUGAAUGACAACUCUCUAGUGGAGGAAAUCCAGAAUUCCCUGAGAUCAGGAAAUCUUUCAGAUAAAGAGCUGGACCCAGGCCAGUGUUCAGCUCUGGCCUUUGUGUUACUGAUGUCAGAGGUCCUGGAUGAGUUUGACUUGAAGACCUACAAAAUUGACUUUGAGACCUCCAGAACAUCAGCAGCAUGUUAUCAGAGACUGCUACCAGUUGUCAGGAACUGCAGGAAGGCCAUACUAAGAAGCUGUGACCUCACAGAGAAGUCCUGUGAAAUUGUGGCCUCAGCUCUCCAGUCAUCAAACUCACCCCUGAGAGAUCUGGACCUCAGCUACAAUAACCUGGGAGAUUCAGGAGUGAAGCUGCUCUGUGAUGGACUGAUGAGUCCAAACUGUAAACUACAGAGACUGGGGCUGUCAGGCUGUAGAGUCACACAGAGAGGCUGUGAUUCUCUGGCUUCAGCUCUGCGUUCAAACCCCUCACACCUGAGAGAGCUGGACCUGAGAUACAAUCACCCAGGAGACUCAGGAGUGAUGGUG